AUGCAGUUCAAGAACAUUGCCCUCGUUGCCUUUCUCGGUUUUGUUGCCGCCUCCGAGUCCGUUCCCGAGUCUGUGGACGACACUCCCGUGAACCUCGACGAUCUGACAGCCGAGGAGGCUGCCUUCUUCAUGGACAAGCUCAAGAACAAGUGUCCGAUGAUGAAGCAGCCCCAGGAGUCGUGCCCUAAGCAGUCGUGUCCCAAGCAGCGUCAGCAGUCGUGUCCCGCUUGCCCCAAGCAGCAGUCUUGCCCCAAGCAGCAGUCUUGUCCUAAGCAGCAGACCAAGACGGUCACAAAGACCAUGAGCAAGCAGGGAGCGGCCCAGACCAAGACCGAGACCUCUACCCAGGUCCAGUUCCAGACUCUGACCGAGACUCAGACCCUGUAUGAGACUCAGUGGCAGACUCAGUGGCAGACCGAGUACCAGACCCAAUACCAGACUCUGUACGACACCCAGUGGCAGACUCAGACGGUUCAGGGGCCCACUCAGUACGUGACCGAGACCCGGACUGUUCAGGGCGCUCCUCAGUACGUGACUGAGACUCAGACGGUUCAGGGUCCCACUCAGUACCAGACUGAGUAUGUCACCAAGACCACCCAGGGAGCUCCUCAGUACAUCACCGUCAGUGGAGCUCCUCAGUACCACACCGUCACCAAGACUGUUCAGGGCCAGAACCAGUACGUCACCAAGACUGUUCAGGGCCAGAACAAGUACAUCACCAAGACUGUGCAGGGCCAGAACAAGUACGUCACCAAGACGGUGCAGGCGCCCGCCCAGACCAUCACCCAGACGGUCCGUGGUGCUCCUUCGCUGGUCAAGGUUCCUGAGUAUGUUACUGUCACCUCCACUGUCACUGUUGGCAAGAAGCACCAGCACCAGCCCAAGAAGGAUUGCAAGAACCGAAACUGCCAGUGA
Molecule: messenger RNA, 915 nt
Organism: Yarrowia lipolytica CLIB122
Lineage: Eukaryota; Fungi; Ascomycota; Dipodascomycetes; Dipodascales
Source: RefSeq, a predicted model, not a curated record